Messenger RNA from Papaver somniferum (opium poppy), 1291 nucleotides. RefSeq names its product vacuolar protein sorting-associated protein 27-like. Gene Ontology annotation, molecular function: ubiquitin binding; metal ion binding; phosphatidylinositol-3-phosphate binding. The coding region runs from base 128 to 985 and encodes 285 amino acids. The record is from RefSeq and is a predicted model, not a curated record. Lineage: Eukaryota; Viridiplantae; Streptophyta; Magnoliopsida; Ranunculales; Papaveraceae. The transcript has 10 exons. Gene Ontology annotation, biological process: protein targeting to vacuole; protein transport to vacuole involved in ubiquitin-dependent protein catabolic process via the multivesicular body sorting pathway. Gene Ontology annotation, cellular component: ESCRT-0 complex.
AAAAGAAAAAGAAAAAAAAAAGAAGAGCUAGUGCCUGCUGAAUCUGUUUAUUCUUAUCACCACCACCGUCAUCGUCAAUUUUCAACCUCGUUCCCAGUUCUGCUCAAGGGUAGAAGUAUACAGAGAGAUGUCGUUGGAGCCUCCACCAUUUCAAGAAGCCCCACGCUGUGACGUAUGCAAAUGCAGUUUCAACACUUUCCGACGUAGGCACCAUUGCAGAUGUUGUGGCAGGACACUGUGUCAUGACCAUUCAUCAGAUCUAAUGGCUUUACCGCAGUUUGGCAUUCUGACAAGUGUUAGAGUAUGUUCUGAUUGUUUUAACAAUUCUCGAUUGGGUGAAGAUAAAUCACAGAUGACAUUCAGCGGUAGUAACUCAGCGGCGGAUGCAGUUUCCAGAUUAGACAUUCGUGACACUGUCGACGAGAAGCCUGCUCCAGAUCAUGAGCAGAACUCUGUUAUAAAUGUUCCCGAGUGCAAGUGUGGGAUGCCUUUAUGCAUUUGUGUUGCUUCAGCCCCAGAACCAGAUCCCGCUCCUUUGCAGAUGCAUACUACAUAUACAGUCCAACCUCAACCUAGCAGCAGGAGGAAAAAGAUGGACCAGACACCAAAGAAUACAGGUCCAAGUUCCAACAGCAGCAACCCUAGCUCGUUUUUUAAUCCUGGCCACAUGACAAAAGCAAGUGUGAGGGAAUCCAAGGCAAACUAUGAAGUUAGUGGGGAGGGUUUAAGAGAAGCUAUCAAGAACAGUGACACUGCAGCAGUUAGAAAGCUUCUGAGUGAGGGUGUGGAUGCAAAUUACUGUGACAAACAAGGAUUAUCUUUGUUGCAUUUGGCUGCCCUUUUUAAUCAGACUGACAUAGCUUUUAUUCUCAUGGACAAUGGGGCGAAUUUGGAAUACAAAAAUCAACAAGGAGAAACCGCAUUGGAUUGUGCCCCAACCACUUUGCAGUACAGAAUGAAGCAAAAGAUGGAAAAUGGGGCUUAGUUGAAGUGAAUGGGAUUCAGUAAUGCAUGAAAUGGGCAUGCUCAGUUUUUAUGGUGGCCAAGGUGGUGCACCCCAGUGAUAGUGCUGUGAACAUCGAAAAACAAUGUAAACAUUUGCAGGAACAUGGUGUAAGAACAAAUGAUGUAUUUAGAAGAAAAUUCGUGUCCAUUUCAAUGGAAUGUAAGUGUACAAAGCAGAGGCCAAGAAUACUACGCCCUGAAGAGCAACGCAGUAUAAUGCAUCUAUAUGGUUGAGGCCCAAAUUUUAUGUGGAGCCUCCGUCAGAAUAAGCAAUUUUUUUUUUGAA